GAGAGAGAGAGAGAACGAACGCAGAAUUCUCGCACACUUUAGUGCAGCUCUCUGCUAAUCUUUCACAAGUGCUUAGUCCACACGCUGUCAGGUUAAGUGGACUACUGUUUGUGCUGAGGUUUGUCGAGCCCCCUUGCUGCUGCUCAGUACCUACUGUUAAUUGCUGCUUAGUUUUUUUUGUUUUUUUUGUUUUGUUUUUUUUUAUAGUGGUUUUUGGAGUAACAAACCAGUACUGCGAUUUCUUUUCAAAGCAGAAUUAUUCUCUGGGAUCUACAGUCUAGCUGUUUUUGUUGGUCGACCCUGACAAUGGUGGGCAGGGGAUCUUUUUGUCGGAAACAAUUGCAGGCUGUCCUGCUGAGACUACUGUGCCUUCUUCCCACAGGACUGCCAGUCCGAAGCGUGGAUUUCCAGCGAGCCACCGACAACAUCACUAUUCGCCAGGGUGAUACAGCGAUACUCAGGUGCUAUGUUGAUGACAAAGUGUCAAAAGUUGCCUGGCUGAACCGCUCCAACAUAAUCUUUGCUGGAGAGGACAAGUGGUCCCUGGACCCCCGAGUGGACCUGGUGACGAAAGGACAGCUGGAGUACAGCCUCCGGAUCCAGAAAGUGGACGUGUACGAUGAGGGAGCAUAUACCUGCUCCAUUCAGACCAAGCAGCAACCCAAGACCUCUCAGGUGCACCUCAUUGUUCAAGUUCCUCCAAUGAUCUUCAACAUUUCUUCAGACAUCACUGUUAAUGAGGGCAGCAACGUGACCCUGAGGUGUUUAGCUAAUGGGAGACCAGAGCCUUCGAUCAAUUGGAGACAUCUCAGUCCUUUAGCUGAUGAGCUUGAUGGUGAUGAGUACCUGGAGAUUUUCGGGAUCACCAGGGAGCAGGCUGGAAGAUACGAGUGCAAAGCCGCUAAUGAAGUGUCUUCACCAAACGUUAAAUACGUCAAUGUCAUUGUGAACUACCCUCCUGUCAUAAUGGAGUCAAAAAACGCUGAGAUCCCAGUGGGCCGGUCAGCAGCUCUGCAGUGUAAUGCUAUCGCAGUGCCCAAACCAGACUUUGAGUGGUACAGAGAUGACAAAAGGAUAUUCAGUGCUGAAGGAAUCAAGAUCCAGAACUAUGGGACCCACUCUGUUCUUAUGGUAUCUAAUGUCACUGAGGAGCACUAUGGCAACUACACGUGCGUGGCAACCAAUAAACUGGGGAUCAAUAACGCCAACCUAUUCCUAUACAAACCUGUUUUACCCACUUUCCGAUACCCUAUCCGAGGACCAGGCACAGUGAAGGAUAAUGGCUCAACCUGCCUCACCCAGUCACUGUGGCUUCUAUUGGCGUCCAUCACCUGCCUUCUCUUCAAGUGUUAAUGAAAACGCCUCGCAGCAUCAUACAGGAUUACAUUCAGACUGUUUGUAUUACAACAACCUGCUGCGCUGUGGCGCAAAAAAAAAGAAUAAUUCUAUUCUAUUAAAAUAAUCUUUUAGAUGAACAAAGGCUACUUAAUAAACAAACAAACUUGCUUAUAAAGUUUAAUUAUUGUGUUAAUCCCCCCGUUAUUUGCAGAUGAGUAAGUUCAUAACCCUUUUUGAGUAUGUUUUGGAGUGAAUAGUUUCAUUAAAAGUAAAAGAAUAAAACCAACAAUCGUGUUUAGUUAACACAAAUAUGGCAGUGAUUUCAAGUCAAAUACAUCACCGUAACAGCAAGGCAAAAGAUUUUAAAGCGUUUUCAUUUUAUUGUGGUGCGGUUAUAAAACUAGCUUUGAGCAAAUUGCACAUUUUUUAAGUUAUUUAAGGGAAGUGAACAUUUCCACAGUAAGAGAUGCGGUUCAUAGCCUUGCUAAUGAAUGACUGAUUAAACAUCACAAUGUUGAAAAUGCUAUAGAAAUACAUCUUUGUUGUGGUCUUCUGAACUGUGCUGCAGCGGGGAAAAUUGGUGUGUGCAGUUUAUAGAUCAAGCAAGUGAGAAGUUAAACAAAAAUACAUAUAUUUACCCUUGUGUACUGUACAGGAUAACAUCAAAGCGUUUUCCCUUAGUUUUUAGAUGGUACUAGUUGAACAUAAGUCUCUGGGCAUAUAUAUAUAUAUAUAUAUAUAUAUAUAUAUAUAUAUAUAUAUAGACACACACAGAGACAUAUUAGCCUAUCAGUACAUCCAGUUUUAAAUAGUUGUACAUAUGUUGGAUAUAUGAUCUCACGGAUGGUGCUUGUUAAGUAGUUUCUCACUUCUCAAAGGCCUUCUUGGUUGAAGCUCUGUGCUUGGGUGCAUGAGGCCACUGCUUCUGUAGUUUUGAUUAAUUUAUAGUACAUUGAUGAGCAUGAGACCAGCUGAUUGAUGCAUACUUUAAGUGCACAAAGCUUGUCCUGUCACUAGAACGGCAUUCUUUCAUUAGAAGAGGGCUUAUAAUAAAAAAAAAACUGUAUAUAUAAAUAAUUUGUAUAAACAUAUUUUUCUUAGAGAACAUUAUGACCUGUUAGAAAAAUAUUUGCUGUAGGUAGUAGGAUUAGAUAAAAGCUAAAUAUAUGCUACACAAAACUUUCCAGCACAAUGGAAGUAGCUACAGAAAUCACCUGCCAUAUUUGCUGUUCCACUAAAAUCAUACAAUGCUGCCAGCUUGGGGAAUACACAGAGAGCUGGCCUUUAUGGGAUGAACCUGUUGAUGAAAAUAAUUAAGUGUUUCGGGACCUGUACUUUCAGAAUGUGUUAGAAAAGAAAUGGAAAAUCUUAACACAGUGUCCUUUUUUUUGGUUAUUUUGUAAUGUAUAUACUUGAGUCCAAUGUCCAUGUUAAAAAAGAUUUAUUAUGUUUCAUGUUUUGAGUUAGCAUAGUAUGUUGCUGAUGCUGAACCAGUAGUGGACCAUGAUGGUAGCAUAUUUUGCACCGUAUAUUAAUGUUACUAAUGGGAAGAUGAACAUUUGUUUUUUUUUUAUUAAAACUGUAAAACUUGUACCUUUACAAAUCCCCCUCCUUUAUUUCCCAUUACCCUUAGAACGGAUAGGCUUAGCAGGUUUUUUUUUUUUUUUUUUUUUAAUAAUGUUUUGGUGCCUCACGUGUCUGUAAGACUCCACAUUUAACAUGAAAACGAGUUGAUUAAAUCCCAAACAAGCAUUAUGACCUGUAUAUUGAUACUAAUGUUUUCUACAAUCAAAAAUGACAGCACUGCUCUGUGACCCACUUCUAUGGCAUCGUAAAAUAAUUCAAAGUUAUACAGUAUAGUAUAUCUGUAUCCAUUCGAAUUAACUUUGUGUUUCUCCUAAUGCAGAGAUGUAUUAGGGUGCUAUAUCUUUACAUUUGAUUACAUAUAUGCCAAAGAACAGGGGUAAAUUUGGCAGUGCCCUUGACAAAAAAGUACAUGGACCACAUACUGUAAAUGAAUGUCAUUGACAUACCUCUGUUAUAAUUCAGAAUGCUAUCUUUCUGCUUGGUUACCAGUUGGUGUUCACAAACAAUCACUCAAAAGAGUGAAUAAACUUAAAGGUGCAAAUGUGUUUUCCUGUAACCUUAAGAAUAUGGAAAAUAUUGUAAGACAUUGUUUGAACAGUUCAGGUGUAUUGCUCUGAAUGCAUAGAAUCAUUAUAAUUACUUAGUAUAUCACAGCUGUGUUUUUUGACCUACAUUUUACUUUUUAUAUCAGUUACAUAGAUUAAUAUAGAGCCUUUUCUCUUACUGUAUGUGAAAACUACUCACAGAUUCAACCUGUGAUGAGUAUCUAUCAAUUAUUUUAUAACAAAAACAAAGUUAUUUCAGGGAAUAUUAGGACAAAGGCUAUUCAGAAGGUUAUGGAGCAGCAUGGCUCAAUAAUUUAUGACAGAUCUAAAUACAUGAUCUGUUUAUAUAUAUAUAUAUAUACUGUAUGGAGUACACACACACACGCACAUAUAUAUAUGUGUGUGUGUGUGUGUGUGUGUGUACUCCAUACAGUAUAUGGGUUCUUAACAGGGGUGGCUCCAUAGUCUAGCAAAACCUUUUUUUUUCUGACAAAUGUCCAUAUUUCAGUUUUCCAAAAUUAAUUUUUUCAAAGUGAAAAUGUUGACUUAUUGCACAUUUAUUUCUCUGGAUCUUCAAUGUUACAGUUCCCCAAAGCUAAUUUAUUUGAACUCACCUGAAAAUUAACUUGAAUGACAAUGUUUUUGCAUCUACACUGUAAAGAAACCCCAAACCUAAAGUUUCCUAUAUAGAUGAUAUUGUCAUGAACCUGAAUGAUGUUCAAAGAAAAGAUGGUCAUAGAAGGUUCUGCAACUCUUAAAAUGUGUGACCAAUUGUAGAAUCCUCGGUUAAUUAAUUCCAAAUCUUAAAUUCCGCUUCAUUCUUAACCAAUUCAUUUUCUUUGAAAAAAACAAGUACCAGUAUCUAGCAUGAUUGUGUGGCAAAAUUAAGGAAUAUAAUUACAAAGCUUCUUGUUGCGUCCAUUUAAAUGGAUUGUUGUUUAAAUGUUUGUUACUUUGGAUACUGCCUUUGUUUCUUGCUGGGGUUUAAAGAUUCACAGAUAAUUUUACAACAAAUGUACAAAGGCUGCUGUAUUCAUAAAGCAUUACAUGCAUUGUAUUCAUAUGAAUUGUCCGGUAAGCUGAUGCUUUUGGAAUAGAGACCCACAUUGCAAAGCUACCUUUUCCAGUGUUCUGGUGUUGUAACAAAUACAAAAAUACACCAGCCUAUUCUAAUACAAUGGCUGUAGAGAGGAAUAAAUACCCAGGAAACAAGCUGCAUCAUUUUUACUGAAUGGGUUGUGACCAGCUGCCACUCAAUUUUACUUGGUUUCUUCCCAGGUAUGAAUCACAAGGUGACUGUGAAAAAAACAACAGGUAAUAGAAAAUAUAUUCGCUGUAUUACAAAAAUGAAAUAUGACUAUUCUAAUCUGAAUUACCGUUUUACUGAGCUGUGAUAGUGGGUUUAAGUCUAAGUUUCAUUCAGUUGAGCUAUGCAUAGCAUAUGUGAUUGACGUAAAGCUUUUAAUUGAUAAUGGUAAUGGGACAUAGGCACAAAAAACAGCUCUACAUACGUUUUAAGGGUGUUAAGAACCAUUCUACUGAAACACAUCUUGAAUUAGUACAAAACCAGGUGAUCACUGGCUAUGUAACCAUGGAAUAGCAAUCUGUUGCCAUUGUUGUAGAGUGUUAAGAAUAUACAAUGGAUUCACUUGCAGUUGCAUGAAAGACACACAAUCAGUUUUUUGGUUUUUUUUUUACUGCUUUUGAUUUAAUUACUCUGGGGUCGUACCUGUUUAGUAAAAAAUUUAACAUCUCCCCUUUUCUUUAAAUAACUUUAAGGAAUUAAAUUAAAAUAUUUUCAUUACUGAAGUAAUAAAUCUGAAGAUUUUGGUGGAAGGCAUUCUUUGUAAAAUGCUCCUGCCUGAAAUGGAAAGAUACAGUUUUAACAGAAAACUAUUCUGUGCCAUCGGCCAAUCAGCUUCCAGCUCUAGCAGGGUUCUUUAAAACGUUAUAUGCCCGCUGUAACACUAGCGCAUCAAAUGUGAUCCAAAUCUGUGACUCCACAGACUGCUAGCUGACCUAGUCCCUUGACUCACUUCAAUUUAGUGUUCCGAAAAUCCAAAAGCAACCAUGACAUGUAAUGUCUGGGAUUAUGUUUUUCUUGUUUUUUUGUCAGGACUAUUUACAUUUCUCAGUGGAAGGGUAACCGACAAAUAAUGUUCUAAUAGGGAUACAUUGAUAGGAUACAUAGGCUGCACAGCCUCAAUCUAGUAUCACUAAUGGACCGUAGAAAAUCGAAAGAAGCCAUUGUCAUCUUUUGGCACACUGGUCAAUCCUCACCUGGUUACCUGCUCUGCCAGUUAAAACCUAUGACAAUCUCUGUAGAAGUGGAGCUAUCGAGGUAAUGACAAGGCUUUUAUUCAGUAGCAAUUCCGCUUCUAGAUGCUGCUGCUGCCUCCUAGAUAUUCACAGCAGCCAGUUCAUGUAGUGCUGUUUUUUUGGCAACCCUGAUUAUGUCCCAACAUCGUUUGCACAGUUUCUGUAAGAUGUUCUGUGAUGAUGAGUUUGUUCUGUAGAAAUAAUUGUGUAUAGCAGGAUGGAUAGCUGACCUAUAAAAAUGUUGAUAUCCGGAGCAUGCUAUAAAUAAAUAAAUGCAAGUGGUAUUAAUAAGCAUAUGGGGUAAUUUUAGUAGGCUGACUGGAGCUGGUGUUAUUCCCUUUUUCUUUCUCUUUUCUUUUUGUUUGGGAUAAAUGAAUCUGCUUGAAAGGGUAGGACAUUCUCAUUACAACAACCAAGCCCAAUAAGUACGUGGUCCCUCAUAGUUUCUGUACAUGGUUAUAAGAGGUCAUUAACUAAACCCUAUAGGUACUUUAGUUCAGAAUUAGCAAACACAAGGAGCUAGUAUGAACAACAUGCAGUAAGCACUAAUAGGAGUAUAUGGUACAGUAAAUCAUACAAAUCAAACGAUACUCCUCAUAUAAUUCGAUGAAGUUUUAGCCAAUUCUAACAAAUGUGAAACCACACUAAACUGCUAGAACUCUUUGAAUCCAUUUUUGUAUUUUAUGGAAGGGCCUCAAGGACACAAGAGCAUGGAAUGCCAUUACUGGUGAACUUCUAAAAUGAACUGUCAGAGGGGUCAUCUAUAAAAGCAUCCCUUCUCAUCUGCUUUCUAACAAGCACUGAGGCCUUCAUGGUGGACUUCCCAAAUGUUACAAAUGCAAUCAGGAAAUAGGUGACCUCCACAGAUAUCUAACCUUAGCCAUUUUCAACUUUCUCUUGCUUUCCAUUGUGAAUUUCUACCAGGUCGAAUGAACCCACAUCCUUUCAGACCUACCCCCUAGCUCAGAACUCUAGGAAACUACAUUUCUCUGUACAGCUGCUAAUAAAAGGUCCACUUUGUAAAAGUGUGUUGCUGAUUCCUAUGUAUAUUUUGUGUGUGAUUCUAAACUUUACUCCAGUGAGAGGAUUUUGGUUCUAUUCUCACUGCUUUCCACAGGCUUGUGUUGCUUUGGGUUUGCUAACAUAAAUAAAUUUAAACAAAAGUU
Molecule: messenger RNA, 6955 nt
Organism: Acipenser ruthenus (sterlet)
Lineage: Eukaryota; Metazoa; Chordata; Actinopteri; Acipenseriformes; Acipenseridae
Product: limbic system-associated membrane protein-like
Exons: 8
Coding region: 307-1353 (348 amino acids)
Cellular component (GO): neuron projection
Source: RefSeq, a predicted model, not a curated record